AUGGGUUGUGUGUGUGGGAAGCCCUCACCGGCUGUUGACGACAGCCCAAAACAGAGAGAGUUGAAUCGAAAAACAUCCGAACUGCGUAUGGCUCGAGGGGUUUCGAGGAAGAAGAAUGAGUGCUUUUUAUCAAAGGAUGAUAAGCUGGAGAAUGGGGAGGUUAAAAUUGGGUUGAUUGAUAGGAAAAGCAAUGGGUCUAGAAGGGUGAGGGACGAUUAUUACGAAAUGAAACGAGAGAAAGAUUCUGAUGGCAGCAGCGAUUUCCGACCGAGCAUUCGGAACCUUCCGAAAGCCGUGGAAGGGGAACAGGUUGCUGCCGGCUGGCCGUCUUGGCUGGUUGAGGUGGCAGGGGAAGCCAUCAAAGGGUGGGUCCCACGGAAGGCCGAGACUUUUGAGAAGCUUGAUAAGAUUGGCCAAGGAACUUACAGUAGCGUGUACAAAGGCCGUGAUCUCCUGCACAACAAAUUUGUUGCCCUGAAAAAAGUACGUUUCGAUAACAUGGACCCUGAAAGUGUCAAAUUCAUGGCGAGGGAGAUUCACAUCUUGCGAAGGCUCGAUCACCCGAACGUCAUUAAACUCGAAGGCUUAGUCACCUCGAAAACAUCUUGCAGCUUAUAUCUUGUGUUCGAGUAUAUGGAACAUGAUCUCACUGGACUUUCCUCACUUCCUGGUGUCAAAUUCACCGAGCCACAGGUCAAGUGCUAUAUGAAGCAGCUGCUAAGUGGGCUCGAUCAUUGCCAUAGUAAUGGCAUUCUGCACCGUGAUAUCAAAGGAUCGAAUCUCUUAAUCGACAACAAUGGAAUUUUGAAGAUUGCGGAUUUUGGUUUAGCAAGUUAUUUCGAUUGUAGCCAGAAAGUUCAAUUGACGAGCCGUGUUGUAACUUUGUGGUAUCGGCCGCCUGAGCUUUUACUCGGUUCUACUCAGUAUGGAGUUGCUGUGGAUUUGUGGAGUACAGGCUGUAUACUUGGAGAAUUAUAUGCUGGAAAGCCCAUUAUGCCUGGUAGAACUGAGGUUGAGCAGCUGCAUAAGAUAUUCAAACUCUGUGGCUCACCCUCGGAGGAUUAUUGGAGAAAUUCGAAGUUGCCUCAUUCCCCGGUUUUCAAGCCCAUUCAGCCUUACAGACGGAGAAUUGCUGAAACUUUUAAGAAUAUUCCGGAAAGUGCCGUGAGUCUCAUGGAGAUUUUACUCUCUAUUGACCCUUCAGACCGGGGCACUGCCUCUUUUGCCCUUCAGAGUGAGUUCUUCAACACAGAACCUUUUGCUUGUGAUCCCUCAACUUUGCCGAAAUAUCCACCAAGCAAAGAAAUUGAUGCAAAACUGCGAGAAGAGGAAGCACGAAGAAGACAAGGAGCCAUAGGAGUGAAGGGUCACAAGUGCGAAAAUGAUUAUAAAAGAUCGAAAGAAUCACAAAGUGCUGCAGCACCUAUUGCUAAUGCUGACUUGACUAGGUCGAUACAGAGGAGACAUGGCAAUGUGAACCCAAAGUGCCGCGACGAAUUAUUCAACCCUAAAAAAGACAGAAUUGCCCCUGGUUCGGACAACCGGCAAAAUCACCAGGAACGAGUGUCUAACUCGGGACCACUUGGCCCAAGGGCCAGCUGGACACUAUCCCGAAGAAAAAAUAACGAUAAUACGUCAUCCUUUCUUCCUUCUAGAAACAGCUCGUGCAAUGUGGAGCCGAGGGAAAAAGUGGUCUCGUCUUUUGUGGGGCCCACGAAUCGAACGGGCAGUCUUUCAGAGUCGUUUGGGGAUCCCAUGAGAAAACAGGACAGGGCGCAGAUAUUUUGUGGCUCUCGAAAUGCAGAAAAAAUAGGAAAACAAGAAGAAGAUGUUACAACAACGCACUUUUCGGGCCCUUUACUUGCUACAUCAAACAACAUAGAGCAGAUGCUCAAAGAGCACGACUUUCGGAUUCAAGAAGCUGCUCGGCGCAUAAGGAAAGAGAAGACGAGAGUUGAUGGGGUUCGGGCUCAGUAG
This is a messenger RNA of Striga hermonthica, 1977 nucleotides long. NCBI's taxonomy places the organism in Eukaryota, Viridiplantae, Streptophyta, Magnoliopsida, Lamiales, Orobanchaceae. The record is from the annotation of a GenBank genome assembly.